Molecule: messenger RNA, 339 nt
Organism: Arabis nemorensis
Lineage: Eukaryota; Viridiplantae; Streptophyta; Magnoliopsida; Brassicales; Brassicaceae
Source: the annotation of a GenBank genome assembly
AUGAAUUUCUCAUCUUUGAACUCGUCGUCAACACGAGGUCACCUUGUCGACGUCCACACGAUUCCACCUCAGUGUCAAGUCAAAUAUAAGUCCGCUUUCGCUUCGAGUAAGCACGAUCACCUCAUCGUCAAAAUGAGUCCACCUCGGUCUCGUCAAUUAAGCUCUGCCUCCUUGCCGCAUUUUCACCUCAUCGCAUCAUCUGUUCGUCGUGCCAUCACGCCACCAUCGCUAGCUUUACCUCGCCGUUGCAUCGAUCAAACUUCGCUUCGCCGUCGCAUCAAUCAAGAUUCGUCUGGCCGUCGCGUCACCUUCACAAACUUCGUUUCGCCAUUGCAUUGA